GCCUUCCUGGAGAUGCUGAACAUGGAGAUGGCGUAAGAAGCAACAGCCAAGCGUGCAGCAGUGCCUUGAGGAAGCCGGCCAUCUCCCUGGCCGACAGCACCACCCUCAGGGUGUUGCUGAGCGUCAUGUACCUGAUGGUGGAAACCAUCCGGACGGAGAAGGAGAUUGACCCGCCGGACUGGAAAACCUCUCGGGACACCUUCCGGGCGGAGCUCAGUUUCCCUGUCCACAGCGAAGAACCUUUUGCCCUCUUGCUCUUCACGAUGGUGACCAAGUUCUGUAGUGGACACGCUCCACACUUCCCCAUGAAGAAAGUCCUGCUCUUGCUCUGGAAGGUUCUCGUGUUCACUCUGGGUGGCUUUGAAGACCUCCAGGCCAUGAAGGUGCGGAAGAGGGAGGAGUUGGGGCUCCCACCUCUGCCCGAGGACAGCAUCCAGGUUAUGCGCAGCAUGCGGGCCGCUUCCCCCCCGACCUACACCAUCGAGCUGGUGGAGCAGCAGCAGCCGCCGAAACGGGGGCACCGGAGCCGGAGGCCUCUAAUGAAGCAAGACAGCCUGGACAUCUACAACGAGCGAGACCCCUUCAAGAACGACGAGGGGGUGGCGGACGAGGAAGAGGCCGACGAGAUCGACAACGGGAUCGAAGGGGAGCUGGACCUGCUCGAGAGGGACACCGUGGUGCAGCCCGUCUCGGUGCCACGCCCGCCAGUUGAGAGGGUCUCUUUCCCCAAGGGGCUGCCCUGGGCCCCCAAAGUUAGGCAGAAAGAUAUCGAACACUUCCUGGAGACGAGCAGGAACAAAUUCAUUGGCUUCACGCUUGGGCAGGACACGGAUACUUUAGUCGGCCUGCCCCGCCCCAUCCACGAAAGUGUGAAGACUCUGAAACAGCACAAGUACGUCUCCAUCUCAGAUGUGCAGAUCAAGAAUGAAGAAGAGCUGGAGAAGUGCCCUUUGUCUUUGGGCGAAGAGGACGUGCAGGAGACCCCAUGCGAAAUACUGUACCGGGUGAUAUUGUACAAUUUGCCGCAGUACAUGAUAGCCUUACUGAAGAUCCUUCUAGCCGCUGCCCCGACCUCCAAAGCCAAGACGGACUCUAUCAACAUCCUAGCAGACGUCUUGCCGGAGGAAAUGCCCAUCACGGUCCUCCAGAGCAUGAAACUGGGCAUCGACGUGAACAGGCACAAGGAGAUCAUUGUGAAAAGCAUCUCCGCUUUGCUCCUCCUCCUCCUGAAGCAUUUCAAGCUGAACCACGUUUAUCAGUUUGAAUACGUCUCACAACAUUUGGUGUUCGCCAACUGCAUCCCACUGAUCUUGAAGUUUUUCAACCAGAAUAUCAUGUCCUACAUAACUGCCAAAAACAGCAUCUCGGCCCUGGAUUGCCCGUCCUGCACAGUCCACGAGGUACCGGAGCUCAAUGCUGAAAGUUUGGAAACGGGAGAAAACAACCAGUUCUGCUGGCGGAACCUCUUCUCCUGCAUCAAUCUACUGAGGAUCCUCAACAAACUGACCAAGUGGAAACAUUCCCGGACGAUGAUGCUGGUGGUUUUCAAAUCUGCCCCGAUCCUGAAACGAGCUUUGAAGGUGAAGCAAGCCAUGAUGCAGCUCUACGUGCUGAAGCUGCUGAAGAUCCAGACCAAGUAUCUGGGGCGCCAGUGGCGGAAGAGCAACAUGAAGACCAUGUCGGCCAUCUACCAGAAGGUGCGCCACCGCAUGAAUGACGACUGGGCUUACGGCAACGAUAUUGAUGCUCGGCCAUGGGACUUCCAAGCGGAAGAAUGCACUUUACGAGCCAACAUCGAAGCGUUUAACAGCCGCCGCUAUGAUAAACCCCAAGCCUCUGAGUUUGCCCCCGUGGACAACUGCUUGCAGAGCGUAUUGGGGCAGCAUCUGGAACUUCCGGAGGAUUUUCAUUACUCCUAUGAAAUCUGGCUCGAGAGAGAAGUUUUCUCGCAGCCCAUCCGCUGGGAAGAAUUGCUUCGCUGUCAAUGACGGGGCUGGGGAGCAGAACUGGAACCAAAGGCCAGAUCGCAGGUGCUUUGCCCCUGGGAGGAAGGGGAAAUCCUUCUGGCUCUUAUGCCUGGCAGGGGACACAGUAUUGAGUUGCCUUCUCAGACCCCCUCAGUUAAUUGCCCUCGACUUCGCUAGUGUCUUCCCUUUCCCCCUGCCCCCAGUGAAUAUAGGCUUGCAAGUGGCAACUAAGAUCCUGCUUUGGAUCUGUUUACAAAGAUGUGAUAUAAUAUAUAUUGGGCAUGCAUGUUUUGAGUUGGAGGGCCCCUGCUGGAGUUGGAAGAGAGCAUGUCUAACUCGGAGCCUUCAAAAAUGGGGAGGGACCCAGAUGCGUGGCCUCUUCCCCACACACCCGUUCUUCGUCCCCCUCAAGCUGGUCAGUGGUUUUUCGGUAGCGGUUGGUGAUACUCCCAACAAAUUAUUAAGUAAGCAGCUGGAUGAAAAGCUCCUCGUGGGCUCGCAGUCUGUAACGUGCUUGUUUCUGUCACAUAUAUUUAUGGUCUGAUAGUGGAAGUUCCUUCCUUGUCUACCUUGGUGGUUACCGACGCCGUGUUUCCUACAAUCCGGUCAGUUCCUGUGUCUAAAUACCUGAACGGAUGUGUGUGUCUGAAACGCUAACGCACACAGUUUGUUUCACAGAAUCUGAACGCUACAAAUUCCAUUAUUUUUGAUGAAAGCGAGCUGUGUGUCUUGGCAUUUAAAAGUGGCAAUUCCAGGAGUAUCCAGACCUAGAAACUGCCUUGCAGAUAUAACAUGGGGUCUGAGUAUACCCCCAAAGUGAAAAGUUCUCUGUAUAAGUUUGUCUUAAAUACAUCCACUGGGAUAUGUUACAAGCAGGCUGACCAGACGUCCCGCUUUUGGCGGGACAGUCCCGCCUUCUAACAAUUUGUCCCGCGUCCCGUGGAUUAUUUCAAUUG
Messenger RNA from Sphaerodactylus townsendi, 2923 nucleotides. RefSeq names its product striatin interacting protein 2 (gene STRIP2). The transcript has 17 exons. Lineage: Eukaryota; Metazoa; Chordata; Lepidosauria; Squamata; Sphaerodactylidae. The coding region runs from base 126 to 1988 and encodes 620 amino acids. Gene Ontology annotation, biological process: cytoskeleton organization. The record is from RefSeq and is a predicted model, not a curated record. Gene Ontology annotation, cellular component: cytosol.